Messenger RNA from Clunio marinus, 252 nucleotides. Lineage: Eukaryota; Metazoa; Arthropoda; Insecta; Diptera; Chironomidae. The record is from the annotation of a GenBank genome assembly.
AUGAAGGCGUUUAUGAAAAAAAUAACAAAUGAAAACGGAACGGAGGAAUGGGUCCUUUGUUCCGCAAAACAGAAGUUUGAAGGAAAGAUGCCGUACAAUGCCUUUUUUUGCAAGAAGCUGAAGGAAAUUUUUGGAGAUAAAUUUACAAGAAACCAAUCUUUUAGGAACGCGUCAGGAACCUCAACUGAUCAAUUGGCUUAUUGGAAUUGUAUUCAUAAAAAAAGAAUUUCGGUAAGUGAUGCUAACUUGUAA